AUGUCGAGCGACGACAGGUGGUCUGCCCAGCGCUACAACACCAAUGCCAGCUUCGUCUACUCUUCGCAGUACACAAGCCCAACACUCAACCUCCUCGCUCCUCGUCCAGGCGAACGCAUCCUCGACCUCGGAUGCGGCUCAGGAGACCUGACUAUCGACUCGCUCCUACCCGCUGUCCUGCCUGGCGGAAGUAUCGUCGGCCUCGACUCUUCCUCCUCCCUCCUCUCCAAAGCGCGCCAAAACCUCUCCUCUUCCUCCACCUCCUCCAACGACAAAUCAAGUAUCUCAUGGAUCGAGUGCGACGGCCACGACCUCGCAAGCCUGGGCAAAGACGGGCAGUUUGACGCAGUCUUCUCGAAUGCUGCGCUGCAUUGGAUGAAGCGCGAUCCGCAGAGGGUCGUGAAUGGUGUGUAUGGGUUGCUCAAACCAGGAGGACGAUUCAUAGGCGAAAUGGGCGGCGCGCUCAACAUGGUUGGAGUCCGCUCGACCCUGCAUGCUGUACUCGCCAAUCACGGAGUCGAUGCGAACAAAGUCGACCCGUGGUUCUUCCCGACGCCGGAGGUGUACCGCGCGAUAUUGGAGAAGGCGGGAUUCCGCGUCGAGAGCUGUGACCUCGUCCCGCGCCUUACGCCCCUCCCAACCGGCCUACGAGGCUGGCUCGAAACCUUCGCAUUCGCUUUCCUCGACGCCCUCCCCUCGUCCGCCGAUCGCAAAGCCGUGAUCGACGAAGUAUGCCGCCGAGUCGAGGUGGAUAUGAAGCAUGAUGUGGGCGAUGGAGGGGAGGGGAAGUGGACGGUCAUGUACGUGAGGUUGCGGUUCAAGGCGUGGAAGGAGUGA
Rhodotorula toruloides NP11 is the source of this 837-nucleotide messenger RNA. Its product is annotated as methyltransferase type 11. The record is from RefSeq and is a predicted model, not a curated record. NCBI's taxonomy places the organism in Eukaryota, Fungi, Basidiomycota, Microbotryomycetes, Sporidiobolales, Sporidiobolaceae. The coding region runs from base 1 to 837 and encodes 278 amino acids. The transcript has 4 exons.